CUCGAUCACUGCAGAGAGCCACUUCACAACCUCAGUUGCGACAGACAACGACUCGAACGGCUACUUCACACCAAUCAUGGAGGCCACAGGCAUCAGUCUGCUUGCAGAUACCAUGAAGACCAUCUACAAGCUGAAUAAAAUGGUUCAGAACAAUAAAAAACAAUGUAGCAAGAUUGGAACGAGGCUGGAAGCCCUGGAGAAUCUGGUGCUUUCCAUCCAAAAGGAGGUGUCAAACCAACUCCCUGCUGAUACGAACGAAGCUUUGCAGAAACUGAAGGAGACUUUGACUUCAGCUGAUGAACUGAUCGAAGAAUAUGACGAGGCACACAAACUGAAAAAGAUUUUUAAGUCCUGCGACUACGAAUCAAAGUUCAAAGAUCUGGACAAAAGUCUCAUGGAGGACUUUAUGACUCUCUCUGCAACUUUGCUUGCCUACCUGAAGAAGAUGCAGAGAGAGCAGGAGAAGAUGCAGAGAGAGCAGGAGAAGAUGCAGAGAGAGCAGGAGAAGAUGCAGAGAGAGCAGGAGAAGAUGCAGACAGAGCUGGAGAAGAUGCAAAAAAAAUCUGACUGUAUCAUACUGUGAAGAAGAUCUUGUUUACCACAAUUGUUUUUACAUACACUUCUUCCAUCAAUCACAGACAUGCCUUAUUGUUUGCUCAUGAAUUUUACCAUGUAAACAAUGACAAGAUAUUUUAAAAAUAAAAUAAAAUUAUUCACCUCUACAG
Messenger RNA from Lates calcarifer (barramundi perch), 725 nucleotides. RefSeq names its product golgin subfamily A member 6-like protein 6. The record is from RefSeq and is a predicted model, not a curated record. Bases 77 to 583 code for a protein of 168 amino acids. NCBI's taxonomy places the organism in Eukaryota, Metazoa, Chordata, Actinopteri, Centropomidae. Gene Ontology annotation, biological process: cell surface receptor signaling pathway. The transcript has 3 exons.